CUUGUGGUGAACAUCGGUAUUGCACUCCAGCAGCGCCAAAUUUCCACCUUGUGUCAAUAAGAGGGGACGCAGAUACUGCAACAUGGAGACCCAUGACAGUAAGGAGCCAGAGCAGCUCAGGAAGCUGUUCAUUGGUGGACUAAGCUUUGAGACAACAGAGGACAGCUUGCGUGCUCACUUUGAGCGAUGGGGCAAACUCACAGACUGCGUGGUGAUGCGUGACCCCGGCAGCAAGCGCUCACGAGGGUUCGGUUUUGUGACGUACUCCUGUGUGACUGAGGUGGAUGAUGCAAUGAGGGCUCGCCCUCAUAAGGUUGAUGGUCGUGUGGUCGAACCCAAACGCGCGGUUUCCCGAGAGGACUCAAAUAAGCCAGGUGCCCACUUGACAGUGAAAAAGAUCUUUGUUGGUGGGAUAAAGGAGCACACAGAAGAGCAUCACAUACGUGAAUACUUUGAGCGGUAUGGGAAAAUUGAAAACAUUGAUAUUAUGGAGGAGCGACCUACAGGGAAGAAGAGAGGGUUCUGCUUUGUAACUUUUGAUGAUCAUGACACUGUGGAUAAAAUUGUUGCACAGAAGUACCAUACCAUAAACUCCCACAACUGUGAGGUCAGGAAAGCACUACCAAAACAGGAAAUACAGGCAGUUUCUAACCAGAGAUAUCGUGGAGGCGGAGGGGGUAAUUUCAUGGGCAGAGGGGGAAACUUUGGACGAGGAAGCUAUGGAGGAAGCAGAGGCUAUGGAGGAAAUGGAUACAACGGGUUUGAUGGAGAUGGUGGGAACUAUGGUGGUGGGCCAGGUUAUGGUGGUGGACGCGGAGGAUUUGGUGGAGGCUCCGGUUAUGGCCACCAUGGCGGAGGAGGUGGCUUUGGAGGAUAUGACAACUACAGCGAUGGACGCAGUUUUGGUGGAAACUUCGGUGGCGGAGGCGGAAACUACAACGACUUUGGGAAUUACGGUGGUCAGCAGUCUAACUACGGCCCCAUGAAAGGGAAUAACUUUGGAGGGAGGAAUCCAGUUGGACCAUAUGGAGGUGGCUACGGCUCAGGUGGAGGCAGCGGCAGCUAUGGAUCGAGGCGAUAUUAACGCGCGCACUUUCGUGAUUGAAACGAAGCGGCUCUUCAGAAAAUCUUGUAUGACACGUUUUCAACGACAGUUCUGGAUGGGUAAGAUUAAUUUCUCAAAAAAUAUGUCAGGAGCAUUUUAAAAUAUCCUUCCAUAGCCACAAACAGAAGCUUAUCCCCAAACUCUGAGUCUACUUGAUAGGACUAUUCUAUGAGAUAUAAUACUGAUGAAAGAUUCUUUCAAAAUUUUAAAUUAAUAGGCCUAUUGCCUGUCACCAUUCACAGUAGUGGUGUUUUUGCAGCAAAUUACAAGUAAUGAUGUUUCAUGCCAUUACAUGCCAUUACAGAGGAGCCUCCCCUUAAAUGCCAUUAAUUUAUAAAGGAUAAGGCAUCCACUUCUUACCUAAAACCAUUUUCGUUAAUGAAGCAAAAUGAAUGAAAGUAUAUUAAUAGGGAAAAUCUGUUUAUUAUAUGAGCAGUAUGUCUUUAGAGUGCAGAACAACGUAAUGUUUAUUUAAAAUAUGUUUAGAAAAUGAAGAACUGUGAAUGUUCUCGCUGCCAACACCACUAGCCCUGUGCACUGAACCUGGUGAGUAUGCAAACUGGUAGUCAAAUAGCCAUGUUCUCGUACAGAGUGGCAAAUUUCAUGUCUCUUUUUAUACUUUGGACAGCUGAGCUGGUAUAAAAGUGGAUAUGCCUGCUCUUCUGUGAUUCUCAAGUCAUUUCCACCUGACCUCCGUUAGGGCUCCUAUGCCACCUCAUCAUUUUUGAAGCCUGAUCCACAGGAAAGAUCCACACAAGCGCACUAGCAUACAGAGAUGCGCACGGCCAUGGGUCAGUGCCCUUCAGCACCACACUGGCUUCUAUAGCAGUUGUUGUUUACCUGGAUAUGGGAGGAUAUAUUUUACUCAGGGAUCAUUCAUGCCUGUAAAAUUGUUUUUAUUCACUUCUUUAAUCCGGCAGCACCACACAUCUUUAACGCACGGCUUGAAUGCGCAUUUUCCCCCUAAUAUUCAUACUUUUGCUUUGUGUGAAUGUGUAUUAUUAUUAUUAUUAUUAUUAAGUAUUAUUUUUUAAUAAAGGUGUUUUGUAAUGAUUUUAGCUGUAUUGGUCUAUUGGUCUAUACAUGCUCCUUUGCAUGGGUUGUUUUUGUUUUUUUUUGUUUUUUUUUAAGGGUCUCAGACCCGGUUUCUUGCUUCGCAUGCGAGCACAUAGUGUAACAGACGUUGAAUGUUGCGCAAUGCAGGUGAAUUGUUUGGAUGCAUUUAAACUGUCAGAGCAGGUUAAAGCAACCAAGGUGUGGCAGGUUGUACCGCGAGUUGAAUGAUGACACUGAUGUAAGAGCAUAAUUAUUCAAUACGACUAUAACAAUGUAGCACACCUCUCGAGCAUAAAGGCGCUAUUCUAUUAACAUAGUGCACACGAUGUACACAAGGCGUCUUUGAACCAGCCGAUCCUGUUUGUUCAGUCUGGCCAAUGGCUUCUGAAGGGCUGGUGUGGGCGGACUUGGGUUUUUUUGGGUUUUUUUAAGUGUAUGAGGGUAAAAAGUGCUUGACAGUGCAAACACUACAAUGAGCAAAGCUGUUUUUCUUCUGUUUGGCCAGCAGGGCCCGGAGGGGCCGACGUAUACGGGCUUCACAGGGCUGGAAAACAGCCGUGCUGUUGCACAACCUUCUGUGAGGUUCAGACAGUUCACUUGGGAGCAGUGACCUGCUACACAUUUUACACAGAUAUUACACCGUGGGGAAUGCUGAUGCAGAAAUAUAUUGGGAUUAAAGAUAUUUUCAGAUGUUUAUUUAAUUUGAACUGUUAAUGUCCUAUACUGGUUUAAUAGCAGUGAUAGCAGACAGACUACUUAAAUCACCUGAUUAAAUGAAUGGUUUAUUUUUUUAUAAAGCAUGAAGUCAGAAGAUAAAAUCGCAACAGAGCUGUAAAUUAAGAUAUAAAAACAGACUUGAGUGCCAGUGAUUGCAACACAAUUAAUAGCCUUCUAAAACAUAUACACAGUACAUUGUCUGAUAUUUCAAUAGCAAAUAAAGUAUAAAUGUAUUUACAAACCAUAUAGAUAAAACAAUCUCAGAUAAAAUAUAAAGAAGUACAAAAUAUAACAGACAUUAAGAAUAUUAAGAAAGUAGAAUAAGCAAAAACUAUAUAAUAGUUCUGCCAUCUUUACUGCUAACGCUUAAGCAAAAAUACCUACAAAGUUUUUUUUUGUUGUUUUUUUUGUCUUCCUUUGCAUAGUAUUUAGCUAAAGAAAAUGCAGUACCAAGGAGGAGGAGAGCGAGCAGAAUAAGUGCUAGUUGCUCUUGACGAGAGUCUUUUUGAUGCGGGGGACCAGGAAGACG
Messenger RNA from Electrophorus electricus (electric eel), 3407 nucleotides. It is a transcript of the gene hnrnpa3, whose product is annotated as heterogeneous nuclear ribonucleoprotein A3. Gene Ontology annotation, molecular function: mRNA 3'-UTR binding. Gene Ontology annotation, cellular component: catalytic step 2 spliceosome. Lineage: Eukaryota; Metazoa; Chordata; Actinopteri; Gymnotiformes; Gymnotidae. The record is from RefSeq and is a predicted model, not a curated record. Gene Ontology annotation, biological process: mRNA splicing, via spliceosome.